CUUUGGGAAUCUGCAAAUGAAAUAUCAGAGCGACGAAAGAACCUAGAUUACGAUGCUCUUUAUGUUCAAAGUUUUACAUUUGGAGUGCUCAAAAUUUUGGUGAAGAGAGGUAUUAAUCUUGUUGUUGGUGGUGGAGAUCCUUAUGUUGUUAUCACGAUGGGCGAUCAGAGUGUGGAGACUCGUGUUGUGACAAAUGAUGUUCAUCCUAUAUGGGAUGAGGUACUCACAAUUUACGUUUUCGAUUCUAGCCGUCCAGUUUCUCUGACAGUGCGAGACCACAACAAGUUGAGCAACAUGGAUAACAAGAUGGGUAAUGCAGUGAUUGAUAUUAAACCAUUAUUAGAAGCCGGUUGGGUGCAUCAAAAUGGCCUUCCAAACGGUACAACAAUCACAAGAAUAUUGCCUUCAAGCUCCAAUUGCCUGUCUAAAGAAAGUUCCAUUGUCUGGGAAAAUGGGAGAGUAAUACAGGACAUGUGCUUGAGAUUGGAAAAUGCCGAAUGUGGCCAAGUCGAACUUCAACUCUGGUGGAUUGAUUAAAUAGAAUCUGGUGAAAUUGAACUUCGGUCGAGUGGUUGAAGUUCCUACUUCCACUAAUUUAAGGGUGUGGUUGGAUCAAAUUAAACAUUGAGUAAAAUAAUGAAAUUGCAAUGUAAAAUAAUUUAUACGUUUAACGAAAUCAUAUAUUUAAAUGGAAAUUUUGU
Molecule: messenger RNA, 701 nt
Organism: Erythranthe guttata (spotted monkey flower)
Lineage: Eukaryota; Viridiplantae; Streptophyta; Magnoliopsida; Lamiales; Phrymaceae
Product: putative late blight resistance protein homolog R1A-3
Biological process (GO): defense response to other organism
Molecular function (GO): ADP binding
Source: RefSeq, a predicted model, not a curated record